AUGACAGCGCGCCAAUCGUCACCGACUUCAGAUCACUCACAUUCGGACGGCAACAUCCGUAAGAGGGUUUGCAAGGCCUGCGAUCGGUGUAGACUGAAGAAAUCCAAGUGUGACGGAGCCAACCCAUGUGGUCGGUGUAGGACGGACAAUGCCAUCUGUGUCUUUGGCGAGCGAAAGAAGGCCCACGAUAAAGUGUACCCCAAGGGAUAUGUUGAGAUGCUUGAACAGCAACAGGCAUGGCUUGUCCAUGGACUUCAGGAGCUGUACCGACGAGCCACAGAGGGCGAAGGCUGGCCCGGCGAGCCGUUGCAAUGCGAACCAAACGGCCAUCCGCUGACGCACGACUUGCUCACUCGACUCGGGGCGUUGGAUCAGACGAAAGGCGAGCGCUUCGAAGAGAACACGGAGGCCAUGCAGCAAGAGCUGUGGAUGCAAAAUGCCGGACACAUGCAACGCCAAGAUUCGUCAGAUGGAAGCUCCGAUAGCGCGCAAUCGCCCACUGUUCCCACUCGAUUUUCGGAUCCCUUUGCGCACCAAAUGCCACCCACCCCGACCUUCAGCGCAUCUCGCGCACAGGGACCCACGAUCAAAACCGAACCGCAGAUGGCCCCCUCGAACCCAACGUUCGCAGCUUCCAUGCCCAUGCAAGGCGUGGUCAACCCCUUGGCGCUUCAGACCCCGCAACAAUGGCCCAGCAACAAUUUCAGCUCUUUCGAGGAUAUCGAUCUGAUAGGUGCCUCGGACUACACGAACCUAUCUUUCGAUGAUCAGGUUCCUUCGCCCAUGUUUAACCGUCAGAUCCCCAUGAGUUGCAUGUUGACCUCAUCGUAUAUGGACACGAAAAGCGAUUACGAAGACAUCAAUCAGUUUCUAAACGCGAACCCGCCUGAGAUCGCGUCUACCUAA
This is a messenger RNA of Aspergillus uvarum CBS 121591, 906 nucleotides long. RefSeq names its product Zn(II)2Cys6 transcription factor domain-containing protein. Gene Ontology annotation, molecular function: DNA-binding transcription factor activity, RNA polymerase II-specific; zinc ion binding. NCBI's taxonomy places the organism in Eukaryota, Fungi, Ascomycota, Eurotiomycetes, Eurotiales, Aspergillaceae. The coding region runs from base 1 to 906 and encodes 301 amino acids. The record is from RefSeq and is a predicted model, not a curated record. The transcript is spliced from 3 exons. Gene Ontology annotation, biological process: regulation of DNA-templated transcription.